This is a messenger RNA of Lachancea meyersii CBS 8951, 3474 nucleotides long. The record is from the annotation of a GenBank genome assembly. Lineage: Eukaryota; Fungi; Ascomycota; Saccharomycetes; Saccharomycetales; Saccharomycetaceae.
AUGGACGUUCUGCCGUCUACUGCUUCCCAAUUAUCCAAAAAGCUGCGGUCCAAGAAUGUGUCUACAAGUGAAAUUUACGACAUUUCUGUAAGGCUUCUAGAGGGCAAAAUAGCAGUUCAUUUCCCGAAAAAAGAGGUGUUUGUCCUGGAACUACUGACAGACAGAUGGAACAAUCAACGGAAUACCCAGUUUAAGCGAGACCCGCACAUGUGGCAGCUUUUCAAUCAAAUGUGGGUUGCCGUGCACUCUGACGUUCUACGCAAGAAGAUAUUCAGAAACCUGAGAUACGUACCGCAUUUGAUUCAGACACUGGAACUUGAAGAUCUGGCGUGCACUGCUGAAUUGGCAGAUGCGCUGGCAACGAAUUUCGAGCUGCUGAACUCCAGCUUCAUGGUGGAAAUGUCUCAAGACCAAGCUAUGGCCAUCAUCGCAGGUGUGCUCAAAAUCAUACUUCACGCGCCAGACCUUGCACGUCCGUGCUCGGAGAAGCUGUUGAACGAGACCCUGAAACUUACACAUCUGCAAGCCAACAUCUGGACGGGCAGCAUUAACAAACUAAGCCAAAGCUUUUGUUCAACUUUAUUGCCUAAUCUCUUACAAUAUAGUGCCAAGUACCAGGACGAUUUCGCACCCGCGUUUGGUGGUCUCAUCGAUGAGUUCCUUUUCGCGGCCGGCUUUGACAGCGUGAAACAAAUAUCACAUUUCCUAGAGGUUGAAGGAUCAGCCCUUCCCUUCCAAUGCUACAUGGUUCUGUACCGUGAGUGUAUCAGAGCAGUAUCAAAAGGUUCCAUUGGACAGCUCGAACAGAUUUUUACAAUGAUCACCAAAAAAAAUCCGUCUCUAGCCUCAAACCUGCUUCAUGAAUUGAGCUCGCUCAGAAAGACACUGUCUCAGCAGUUUUUGGAGACUUUAUUCCAAGAAACUUAUCAAAAAAUCUUGGAAGAUAAGAAGGGUACGAAUGAUGAAUACUGGACGAUGGUAAAACAACUUCUUAAACUCGAUAUCGAGGUGGGAAUCAUAAAUACGAUGAAGAUUAUGGAUGCUAUGGUCACAACAUCUCUAGAUGAAAAUCUAUUGAGAGUUUGGGAAACUUUGAUAGAGUGCUACGUCAACGCAAGAGAAUUCCCACGACUCUUAGAUCACUGGAAAAAGUACUGCACCUCUCCUGACAAGUCUACGCUUUUCGUCGAUGACGCCAGGCUUCAUUCGAAAAUCACUUCUCAAGUAUCUGCUAUGUCAGCGACUCAAAUUAAAGCCUAUUUCGACACAGUUGUAGAUGAAAUCUCACAACAGGGCCACGACAUGCGACUAACUUUAAAACUUCUAAACGUCGUUCUCGUGGGUCUAUACAGCAUGCCAUACAGAGCUCUUCCGGGACUUGAAGGGUCUUUGAUCAAGCUGCUGGAAAUUAACGGUGCCAAGUUCCCAGAAUACUGGACGUUCACCUACCAUUUCUUGAACAUUUAUGAUGACAUUUUACCUGAAGAUCAUUUGACGAUGAUCCAAUCAAAGAUUGUCGCCUCACUCCAAGGAAAAGAGCAGUCAAGCGAAUUAUUCCUCACAGCCAUGAAGCUCAGAGAGUUGAAAGAGUUUGAUGUCGACAUCGCGAUCGAGAGCUUCAUGUCAUUUUUUCGCCAAUCUCAUGCAGCUGAAAAGCGCGAUCUUUUAAAAGAGCUAUUCUGCAGAUGGAGCACAAUUCUAAAUUUAUGCUUCUGUCAGGAACAUUUAACAGAACUAAUCGAUGAACUGUUGAUUGAUGAGAAUCUGGAAUUGCUCGAUUUAAUUACCCUCUCAGACGACUUUUACGAGGAGACAAGAAUCAUGGGCAUACUUACUGACAAAUUAUGCGAUGGUAUUGGUAAAGAGACCUUCGUCGAGCGUUUGAACAAGAUACCAAUACAGUGCACCGCCAAGGUGACCCGUGUGAGGGCGAUUGACAGAUUGUGCUCAGAGUCAAACUUGAGCAUUGCCGGAUUUAACUUGGUAUCGCGCCUUCUUUCAAACCCUACAUUCAGGUCAAAAGUAGAAGUGGAUAUCAGCGCUUUGGAGGCAAUUUUAAAGCAGAACUCUUAUUUGUACCAAAUUGAGAAUCCAAUCGCUGAAAAAGUUCUCGCGAAUCAUAUUUCUCAGUUGAAGGAUGCUGUGAGCGAGCAAUACAUCGCGAACUUGACGUCGUUUCUGACAGAGAAGCUGCAAGGAGACGUCGAUUUUACAACCUGGAAACUGGCCUUUCUUCUCGUUAAAACGGUUAAUUUUGAUCUUGAAUUGAGUCAACAAGUACAGAACACAUUAACCGAUAGGCUGAAUGCAUUCGUUUACGGUGUGUCCGAUUUCUCAAAAGAUAAGCCUAUGCUUCUCUGGUCUCUAAAGGUGCUCUAUGAAAUCUAUCAGGGUACUGAAUCCGCGCAGUUGAAAGAAAGCAUCAAUUCAGUGACCAAAAACAUCGCAGAAAAGACUUCUUCGGAGAACUUCGACAGCGAUUUGAAGGCUGUUGUAUUUGCUCUAUUUUGCUGCGCGAACACGAAUGAGCCCCUAAUCCUCUUGGCUCACUACAUGGUCUUGAGAGAACAUAUAUCGAAAGAGCAUAUUUAUGAUGCGAUCGAAAAGGUGGUUGUGACAACUGCUGCUAACUCUCGUAUGUUUAAUGAACUGCUUUUCGCAACAUUGGCAUCUGUAAAAGAAGAGGACUCAAAUUACACCAAGUGUGUUCUAGAAAUAUUAGAACUACUCUUCCGCCACAUCCAAAGAGAAAACGAACAGGGAAGAAUCUUAUUCUCGAGAUGUCUAUCUGAAAUCAACACCCACAUGGACGUCGCAGUUGGAAUUCACAAGGAAAUUUUUUUAGGCUUGCUCGAUACAAUUAAGGGAUUGCUUGUUUGGAAGCCAUGGCUAUUUAGCCAACACACAAUCGAAGCACUCUUUCCAUUGUGUCUCAGAGUGAACGCAGUUGUGAUGGAUUUAAAUGGGGAAGAUAACGACCCUGUGUUUACGUCCACGACCCAACUAUUGUCACAUAUUUUGAUGUAUCACCGCUUCAAGCUGACGAAUCGUCACCACCUGGUGAACUCAUACAUGUGCGCGGCGUUAGAGAUGCUUACAUCGAGUUCACGCUGCCAGCUGUCGCUGGAAUCUGCCCAAUCUUUCAGCCGGUUCCUCGCGGUCUUCUGCGAGCCAUCAAACGACGCAAAAAACAACAAGAAUCAAAACUCUCUGCAAUCACAGGUUGGUCAAGUCAAGAAGGUUCUCAGAAGACAUGUUUCAGUCUUGCUCUUGAAAUACAUCAGUCUUGCGAUCGGAUCCUCAUUCGGGACUCAGGUCAAAGAAUGUUUGAAUUCUGGGUUCUUCUCAGUGUUUGAUAUUCUUUCACAGGCCGAAUUGAUGGCCGUGAGCGCUUCCUUAGGUAGUCCCGGACGCAUUUACUUCAAGACCCUGUUAGCCGAGUAUAAGAGAACGGGAAAAUGGCAUGAGGGAUAA